Molecule: messenger RNA, 360 nt
Organism: Bactrocera latifrons
Lineage: Eukaryota; Metazoa; Arthropoda; Insecta; Diptera; Tephritidae
Product: trypsin theta-like
Exons: 2
Coding region: 1-360 (119 amino acids)
Biological process (GO): proteolysis
Molecular function (GO): serine-type endopeptidase activity
Source: RefSeq, a predicted model, not a curated record
AUGACCAAGUUAUUCACUUCAAGUUUCUUGCUAGUGAUCGCAGCCUGCGUUUCUAACACCAACGCUGAUGGAGCUGAGGGUGGUGUAGCCACCACAAUUUCAGCACAUCCYUAUGUCGUSUCGCUACAGRGUACCGACGGCUCAAAAGUUUGUGGCGGUGUCUUAAUUGAUUCAAAGACCGUUGCCACCGCAGCACAGUGUUUGAGCUUCUACGACGUAUCAAAACUGGUGGUCGGUGUUAGCAAUGGCGCUAAAGUCGUAAAAAUUGCCAGCAGCACCUUCAAUUCAGGUUUUGAUUUCACCACCAUGGAGAAUGAUGUGGCUCUCGCAGACAAAAUGUACAAUAUUGAGCGUAUAUAA